AUGAAGGCGGCUGUGUCUGUGAUCUGUGCCAAGUUGACCGCCAUCGAAGAUGUCGGUGACACGGCAAGCAACUUUCAUCUGGUAAACCCCGGCUCUGUCAUGGUUUGGGCCCAAUUCUACCUUUCGCCAGAAGACUGGGAUCAAAUCAGUCGUGCUCAGGAAGAACAAGAAAAAAAUCGGUAUUUGGAAGCUGUGAUCGCGGCUAGGAAGCUGCCAGUCGAAACCACCAACGAUGUUGGCAUGAUACGAGUUUGUCCAACUUGCAGCAUCAUCAAGCCAGAUCGGUGUCAUCACUGUUCUACUUGUGAAUGCUGUCUCCUGAAAAUGGACCACCACUGUCCUUGGAUCGACAAUUGCGUGGGAUUCCACAACUACAAGUACUUUGUGGUGUUCCUGUUCUGGGGCUCCGUAUACUGCCUCUACAUCGUCUGCACCUCGAUAGCCUACUUCAUUGAAUUCUGGGAGAUCCGUUUUUUCAUCACUCGCUAUGACUCUCACCAGAAUCUGGACGAUUGCAUCGCGUUCGACCACGCGAUUGGCCAUUUCGUCUUCACCGAGGCUUGA
Messenger RNA from Mesocestoides corti, 564 nucleotides. Lineage: Eukaryota; Metazoa; Platyhelminthes; Cestoda; Cyclophyllidea; Mesocestoididae. The record is from the annotation of a GenBank genome assembly.